This is a messenger RNA of Coregonus sp. 'balchen', 11391 nucleotides long. The record is from the annotation of a GenBank genome assembly. Lineage: Eukaryota; Metazoa; Chordata; Actinopteri; Salmoniformes; Salmonidae.
GUGACCAGCUCUGGCGCCCACUUCUGGUCCGGUUCCAAAAAGAGAUGUCCUAUCCCGCUAGAGUUCAGCCCCAGCAACGUGAGUCCUUUCCUUUGUACCCCCUCUCUCAAUGUAACCGGUCCCUUCUCUUCUCCAUGUAAACCGUGUCUAUCCAUGUAACGUUGUCCCUCUCUCUUCUCCAUGUUUGAACCGUUUUGUGUCCUCUCAAUUGUAAACGUGUCUCUCAAGGUAACAGUGUCCCUCUCAUAUAGCCAUGAACGUGGUCUCGACAUGUUGUAAACCUCUUGUCCCUCCCUCUCUCAUGUAACCGUGUCUCUCUUCCUCCAUGAACCAAUGUCAUCUCUUACAUGUAACCGUGUCCCCCAUCUCUCCAUUGUAACGUGUCCCUCUCUCAUGAACAGUGUCCCUCCCUAUCUCCAUGUAAACCGUGGUCUCUCUCUCCUCAUGUAACCGUGUCCCUCUUCUCUCAUGUAACAAGUUGUCCCCCUUCUCCAUGUAAACCGUGUCCCUCUCUCUCCAUGUAACCGGUGUCCCUCUCUCUCCAUGUAACCGUGUCCAUCUCUCUCCAGUAACCGGUCCCUCUCUAUACAAUGUAACCGUGUCCCUCUAUUCAUGUAACCGUGUCCCUCUCUAUCCAUGUACCGUGGUCUCUCCCCUCUCCAGUAACCUGUCCCUCCCCCUCCCAUGUACCGUGUCCCUACCCCCCCGAUCCAUGUAACCGUGUCCCUCCCCCUCUCCAUGUAACCCGUUUGUCCCUCCCCCUUCCAGUAACCGUGUCCCUCCCCCUCUCAAUGUAACCGUGUCUCUUCAAGUAUGUCUACCGUGUGUCACCCCUUCCCCUCUCAAUUGAACCGGGUCCUCCCCCUCUCCAUGUACACCGUUUGUACCCCUCUCUCCAUGUAACCGUGUACCCUCUCUCUCAUGUUAACCGUGUCCCAAUAUCAUAUCCAUGUAACAGUGUCCCAUAUAUCUCUCAGUGUAAAACCGUGUCCCUCCUAUCUCCGUGUCUUGUACCGUUAUUUGGUCCCUCCUCUCUUCCAGUAACGUGUCCCUCCCUCUCUCCAUGUAACGUGUCCCUCCCUCUAUACAGUAACCGUGUUCCCUCCCCUCUAAUGUAACCGUUUUGUCCUCCCCCUAUCAAUGUUGUAAACGUUGUCCAUCCCAUCUCCAUGUAAACCGUGUUUGUCCCUCCCAUCUCAUGUAACCGUGUCCCUCCCCUCUCCAUGUAACCGGUUUGUCCCUCCCCCUCUACACUUAACCGUGUCCAUCCCCCUCUCACAUGUAAACCGUGUCCCUCACUCUCUCCAUGUAAAACCGUGUCCCUCCCAUCUCCAUGUACCAGGGCCCCUCCCCCUAUCAGGUAACGUGUCCCUCACCCUCUAAAUGAAAAAAGUGGUACUCACCCUCUCAUCGUAACCGUGUCCCCUCUCUCUUCCAUGUACCGGGUGUCCCUCACCCACUUCUCCAGUAAACCGUGUUGUCCCCCUCUCUUCUACAUGUAAACGUGUCACCCUCUCUCUCUCCAUGUAACAGGGUCCUACCUCUCUCAAUGGAACCAGGUCCAUCCCUCUCCAUGUAACCGUGUUUGUCCUUCCCUCUCAUCCAUGUAACCAGUGGUACCUCCCUCUCUCAUAGUAACGUUGUCUCUCUCUCUCCUUCUCUAAACGUUUUGUCCCGCCCUCUCUAAGGUCCCUCCUCUCUAGGACCUCCAUAUGGACUAUGUGAUGGCAGGAGCCAAACUGUUUGCCCGUUCGUACGGCAUGCAGGGCGCUACUGACGUGUCGGCGUGGAUAAGAUCCGGGACAGCUAUCGGUGCCCACCUUUGUCCCAGGUCAGGGGUUCAAGAUUCCACGUAGCCGACCAGGAGCUGCAGAGCGCUAACGUCAACGUCUGGUGUUGAGGAGGGGAUGCUUGUAUGUCAUAUUAAACAUAUGGAAGGUGCUCCAGGCAUAGUCAACUUCUACCUGUAUAGGGAUAUCGUAAAUAAUAGUGUCUAGUGAUAGUCAACCUUCUACGUAGGGGUAUUUAAAUAUGUUUUCUAGUGAUAGUUCAACCUUCUUACCUGUAGGGAUAUAUCUAAAUAAUAAGUUUCUAGUGAUAGUCAACCCCCUUCUACCUGUCGGGAUAUCUAAAUAAUAGUUUUAGGUUGCUAGUCAACUUCUACUGUAGGGGUAUCUAAAACUAGUUUCUAGUGAUAGUCAACUCCUACCGUGGGGUAUCUAAAUAAUAGUUUCUAUUUGAUAGUCAACCUUCACUGGUAGGGAAUUCUAAAUAAUAGUUUCUAGUGAUAGUCAACCUUCUACCUGUAGGGGUAUCUAAAUAAUAGUGUGUGAGUGAUAGUUCAACUUUACCUGUAGGGAAUCUAAAUAAUAGGUUUCUUAGUGAUAGUCCAACCUUCUACUGUAGGGGAUCUAAAUAAUAUUUUCUAGUGAUAAGAUCAACCUUCACCUGUAGGGAUAUCAAAUUCAAUGUUUCUAGUGAUAGUCACUUUACCGUAGGGGGAUCUAAAUAAUAGUUUCUAGUGAUCGUCAACCUUCUACUGUAGGGCUAUCUCAAAUAAUAGGUUUCUCGUGAUAGUCAACUUUUCUAAAUGUAGGGAUAUCUAAAUAAUAGUUUCUAGUGAUAGUUCAACCUCUACUGUAGGAUAUUUAAAUAAUAGUUUUCUAGUGAUAGUAACCUUCUAAACCUGUAGGGAUAUCUAAUAAUAGUUUUAUAGUGAGUGAUUUAGCAACCUUCUACCUGUAGGGAGAUCUACAUACUAGUUUCUAGCGAUAGUCAAAACCUCUACCUGUAGGAUAUCUAAAUAAUAGUUUCUAGGGAUAGUCAACACUCUAUCUACCUGUAGGGGUAUCUAAAUAAUAGGUUUUCUAGCGAUAAGUCAACCUGUAUCCCUGUAGGGAUAUAUAAAUAAUAGUUUUCUAGCAUAGUAAACUCUACCUGUUAGGGAUAUCGUAAAUAAUAGUUUCUAGUGAUAGGUCAACCUUCUACCUGUUAGGGGAUAUCUAAAUAAUAGUUCUAGUGAUAGUCAACCUCUAACUGUAGGGAUAUCUAAAUAAUUAGUUCUAGUGAUAGUCAACCUGUUACCUGUAGGGACUAUCUAAAAGAAUAGUUUCUAGUGAUAGUCAACCUUCACCUGUAGGUGAUAUCUAAAUAAUAGUUUCUAGUGAUAGUAAACUAUUACCUGUAGGGAUAUAUAAAUACUAGUUUUAGUGAUAGUCAACCUUAUACCUGUAGGGAUAUCUAAAUAAUAGUUCUAGCGAUAGUCACCUUCUACUGUAGGAUAUCUAAAUAAUAGGUUUUCUAGCGAUAGUUCAAAACCUAUAUCCACCCUGUUUAGGGGUACUAAAUAAUAGUUUUUCUAGCGAUAGUCAACCUCUACUGUAGGGAUAUCUAAAAAUAGUUUUUAGGAUAGUCAAACCUUCUACCUGUAGGGAAUCUAAAUAAUAGUUUCUAGUGAUAGUCAACCUUCUACUGUAGGAAUCUAAAUAAUAGUUUACGUGAUAGUCAACCUUAUACCUGUAGGAUAUUUAUAAUAAUAGUUUCUAGCGAUAGUUCAACCUCUACCUGUAGGGUAUCUAAAUAAUAGUUUCUAGCGAUAGUCAACCUUCUACCUGUAGGGAUCAUCUAAAUAAUCGUUUCUAGCGAUAGUCAAACUUCUUACCUGUAGGGGUAUUAAAUAUAGUUCUAGCGAUAGCAACCUUCUACCUGUAGGGCUUCUAACUCAUAGUUUCUAGUGAUAGUCAACCUUCUACCUGUGGGGUAUCUAAAUAAUAGUUUUAGUGAUAGCCAACCUUAUACUGUGGGAUAUCUAAAUAAUAGUUUUCUAGUGUGAUAGUCAACCUUCCUACCUGUUAGGGAUAUCUUAAAAUAAUAGUUUCUAGUGAUAGUCAAACCCUUUCUACCUGUAGGGUAUACUAAAUAAUAGUUUCUAGUGAUAGUCCCUUCUACCGUAGGGAUAUCUAAAUAAUAGUUUCUAGUGAUAGUCAACCUUCUACUGUAGGGAUAUUAAAUAUAGUUUCUAGUGAUAGUCAACCUUCUACCUGAGGGGUAUCUAUCUAAAAAAAUUAAUAGGUUCUAGUGAUAGUCAACUUCUAACUGUCGGGGUAUCUAAAUAAUAGUUUCUAGUGAUAGUCAACCUUCUACUGUAGGGAUAUCUAAAGAAUCGUUCAGUGAUAGUCAACUUUCUACAUGUAGGGGUAUCUCAAAUAAUAGUUUCUAUGAUAGUCAACCUUCUACCUGUAAGGGGUAUCUAAAUAUUAUCUAAAUAAUAGGUUUCUAUGAUAGUCAACCGUCUACCUUAAGGGGUAUCUAAAUCAUAUUUACUAGUGAUAGUCAACUUUACUGUAGGGAUAUCUUAAAAAAUAAUAGUUCUAGUGAUAGUCAAACCUUCUACCUGUGGGGUAUCUAAUAAUAGUUUCUAGUGAUAGUAACCUUAACCUGUAGGGCUAUUAAAAUAAUAGUUUCUCGUGAUAGUCAAACCUUAUACCGUAGGGAUAUCAAUACUAGUUUCUAGUGAUAGUCAACCUUAUACCUGUAGGGAUAAUCUAAAUAAUAGUUUCUAGGAUAGUCAACCUUCACUGUAGGGAAUAUCUAAAUAAUAGUUUUAGUGAUAGUAACUUCCUACCGUAGGGAUUAUUAAAUAAGAGUUUCUAGCGAAUAGUCAACCUCUACAUGUAGGGAUAUCUAAAUAAUAGUUUCUAGCGAUAGUCAACCUUCUACCUGUAGGGGUUAUCUAAAUAAUAGUUUUCUAGCGAUAGUAACCUUCUACUGUAGGGAUUAUCUAAAUAAUAGUUUCUAGCGAUAGCUCAACCUUCUACCUGUAGGGAUAUCUAAAUAAUUAGUUUUGUGAUAGUCAAACCUUCUACCUUGUAGGGAUAUCUAAAUAAUAGUGUCUAGUGAUAGUCAAACCUCUAAUGGUAGGGAUAUCUAAAUAAUAUUUCUAGUGAUAGUCAACCUUUUACCUGUAGGGGAUAUAUAAAUAAUAGUUCUAGUGAUAGUCAACCUUCUACCUGUAGCAGGAUAUAAAUAAUAGUUUCUAGUGAUAGUCAACCCUUCUUACCCUGUAGGGAUAUCGAAAGAAAUUAGUUUCUGCGUAGUCAACCUUCUACUGUAGGGAUAUCUAAAACAUAGUUUCUAGCGAUAGUCAAACUUCUACCGGUAGGGAUAUCUAACUAAAAGUUUUAGCGAUAGUCAACCCUUUCUACCGUAGGGAUAUCUAAAUAUAGUUUCUACGAUAGCCACCUUCUACCUGUAGGGGUAUCUAAUAAUAGUUUCUAGUAUAGUAACCUUCUACGGUGGGAUAUCUAAAUAAUAGUUUUUAUUGAUAGUCAACCUUCUACUGUAGGGUAUCUUAAAAAUAUUUUAUAGUGAUAUCAACCUUCUACUGUAGGGAUAUCUAAAUAAUAUUUUAGGAAGUAACCUUCUACCUGUAGGGGUAUCUAAAUAAUAUUCUAGGAUAGCACCUUCUACCUGUUAGGGUAUCUAAAUAAUAGUUUCUAGUGAUAGUCAAACCUUCUACCUGUAGGGAUAUCUAAAAUAUAGUUUAUGUCAUAGUCAACAUUUCUACCUGUAGGGUAUCUAAACAUAAAUUAGUUCUAGUGAUAGUCAACCUUUCUACCUGUAGGGGAUAUCUAAAUAAUAGUUUCUAGUGAUAGUCAACCUCUACAUGUAGGGAUAUCUAAAUAAUAUUUCUAGGAUAGUCAAACCUUCUACCUGUAGGGAUAUCUAAUAUAGUUUCUAGUGAUAGUCAAACCUUCUACCUGUAGGGGUAUCUACAUAAUUAGUUAUAGUGGUAGGUCAACCUUAUCCUGAAGGGAUAUCUAAAUACUAGUUUUUAGUGAUUAGUCAACUUUAACCUGUAGGGAUAUCUAAAAUAAUAGUUUCUAGUGAUAGUCAAACAUUCUUACCUGUAGGGAUAAAUCUAAAUAAUGUUUCUAGUGAUAGUCAACAUUCUACCGGUAGGGAGAUCUAAUAAUAGUUUCUAGUGAUAGUCAACCUUCUACCUGUAGGGAUAUCUAAAUAAUAGUUUCUAGUGAUAGUCAACCUUCUACCUGUAGGGAUAUUUAAAUAAUAGUUUCUAGUGAUAGUCAACCUUCUACCUGUAGGGAUAUCUAAAUAAUAGUUUCUAGUGAUAGUCACCUAUCUACCUGUAGGGAUAUUAAAUAUAGUUUCUAGCGAUAGCCACCUUCGACCUGUAGGGAUAUAUAAAUAUAGGUCUAGCGAUAGUCAACCUUCUACUUAGGGGUAUCUGAAUAAUAGGUUCUAGCGAUAGUCAACCUUCACCUGUAGGGAUAUCUAAAUAAUCGUUUCUAGCGAUAGUCAAACCUUCUUAACUGUAUAGGAGGAUAUCGAAAUAAAGUUUCUAGUGAUAUCGGUCAACUUCUACUGUAGGAUAUCUAAAUAAUAGUUUAUAGUGAUCGUCAACCUUCUUACCGUAGGGAAUCUAAAUAAUAGUUUCAGUGAAGUCAACCCUUUUUACCUGUAGGGAUAUCUAAUAAAUGUUUCUAGUGCUGUCAACCUUCUAAUGUAGGGAUAUCUUAACUAUAGUUUCUAGUGUGAUGUCCAACCUUUACCUGUAGGGUAUCUAAAUAAUAGUUUCUAGUGAUAGUCAACCUUCUACCUGUAGGGAUAUCUAAAUAAUAGUUUCUAGCGAUAGUCAACCUUCUACCUGUAGGGAUAUCUAAAUAAUAGUUUCUAGCGAUAGUCAACCUUCUACCUGUAGGGAUAUCUAAAUAAUAGUUUCUAGCGAUAGUCAACCUUCUACCUGUAGGGAUAUCUAAAUAAUAGUUUCUAGCGAUAGUCAACCUUCUACCUGUAGGGGUAUCUAAAUAAUAGUUUCUACGUGUUGCUAGUUCAACUUCACUGUAGGUGAUUCAAUAAUAGUUUCUAGCGUAGCAAACUUCUACUGUAGGGAUAUCUAAAUAAUAGGUUUUAUAAGUGAUAGUCAACCUAUACCUGAGGGGUAUCUAAAUAAUAGUUUCUAGUGAAAGUAAAACCUUUUACCUUAGGGGUAUCUAAAUAAAGUUUCUAGUGUGAUAGUCAACCUUUACCGUAGGGAUAUCUAAAUAAUAGUUUCUAGCGAUAGUCAACUUCUACCCGUAUGGAUAUGCUCAAAUAAUAGUUCUAGCGUAGUCACCUUCUACCUGUAAGGGAUAUCUAAAUAUAGGUCUAGCGAUAGUCAACCUUAUACCCUGUAGGGAUAAUUAAAAUAUAGUUUUAGCGAUAGUCAACCUUCUACCUGUUGUAGGGUAUCUAAAUAAUAGUUUCUAGCGAUAGUCAACCUUCUUACCUGUAGGGAUAUUAAAUAAUAGUUUCUAGCGAUAGUAACCUUUCUACCUGUAGGGAUAAUCUAAAUAAUAGUUUCUAGCGAUAGUCACCCUUCUACUGUAGGGCUAUCAAAUAAUAGUUUCUAGCGAUUAGUUCAACCUUCACCUGUAGGGAUAUCAAAAUAAUAGUUCUAGCCGAUAGUCAACCUUUCUACCUGAGGGAUAUCUAAAUAAUAGUUUCUAGCGAUAGUAACAUUUCACUGUAGGAUAUCUAAAUAAUAGUUUCUAGAGAUAGUCAACUUUACCUGUAGGGAUAUCUAAUGAUUCGUUUCUAGCGAUAGUCCAACCUUCUACUGAGGGGUAUCUAAAUGUGAUAUGAUAGGUUUCUAGCGUAGUCAGACUUUCUACCUGUAGGGGUAUAUAAAUGAUAGUUGCUGCGAUAGUUCAACCUUCUACCUGUAGGGGUAUCUAAAUUGAUAGUUUCUAGCGAUAGUCAACCUUCCACACCUUAGGGUAUAUAAAUGAAGUUUCUAGCGAUAGUCAACCUUCUACUGUCAGGGGUAUCUAAAUAAUGUUUCUAGCGUAGUCAACUUCUACCUGUAGGAUGGAUAUCUAAAUAAUAGUUUUAGUGAUAGUCAACUCUACCUGUAGGGAAAUAUAAAUAAUAGUUUCUAGCGCUAGUCAAAACCUUCUACAUGAGGGGUAGGGGCUAUCUAAAUAAUAGUUUCUAGCAUAUUAGCAACCUUCUACAUGUAGGGAUAUCUAAAUAAUCGUUUCUAGCGAUAGGUCAACCUUUACCGUAGGGAUAUCUAAAUAAUAGUUUCUAGCGUAGUCAACAGUCUACCUGUGGGAUAUCUAAAAUAAUAGUAGUUUCUAGCGAUAGUCAAACCUUUACCUUGUAGGGAUAUAUAAAUAAUAGUUUCUAGCGAUAGUCAACCUUCUGACCUGUGGGAUAUCUAAAUAAUAGUCUAGCGAUUGUCAAACUUUUACCUGUAGGGAUAUCUAAAUAAUAGUUUCUAGCGAUAGUCACCUUCUACCUGUAGGGCUAUCUAAUAAUAGUUUAUAGCGAUAGUCAAACCGUCCUACCUUGUAGGGUAUCAAAUUGAUAGUUCUAGCGAUAGCAACCUUCUACUGUAGGGCGUAUAUAAAUGAUAGUUCUAGCGAUAGUCAACCUUCUACCUGUCGGGGUUAAUUAAAGGAUAGUUUCUCCGAUAGUCAAACUUCUACGUAGGAUUAUUAAAUGAUUAGUUUAUAGCGAUAGUCAACCUUCUACCUGUAGGGGUAUCUAAAUAAUAGUUUCUAGUGAUAGUCAACCUUCUACCUGUAGGGAUAUCUAAAUAAUAGUUUCUAGUGAUAGUCAACCUUCUACCUGUAGGGGUAUCUAAAUAAUAGUUUCUAGUGAUAGUCAACCUUCUACCUGUAGGGAUAUCUAAAUAAUAGUUUCUAGUGAUAGUCAACCUUCUACCUGUAGGGAUAUCUAAAUAAUAGUUUCUAGUGAUAGUCAACCUUCUACCUGUAGGGAUAUCUAAAUAAUAGUUUCUAGUGAUAGUCAACCUUCUACCUGUAGGGAUAUCUAAAUAAUAGUUUCUAGUGAUAGUCAACCUUCUACCUGUAGGGAUAUCUAAAUAAUAGUUUCUAGUGAUAGUCAACCUUCUACUGUAGGGUAUCUAAAUAAUAGUUUCUAGUUGUAAGUCAACCUUCUACCUGUAGGGAUAGGGAUAUCUAAAUAAUAGUUUCUAGUGAUAGUUCAACCUUUCUACAUGUAAGGGAUAAUCUAAAUAAUAGUUUUUUAGUGAUAGUCAACUUCUACCUGUAGGGAUAUCUAAAUAAUAGUGCAGUGAUAAGUCAACGUUUACCUGUAGGGGUACUAAAUAUAGUUUCUAGUGAUAGGUCAAACCUUCUACCUGUAGGGUUAUCUAAAUAAUCGUUUCUAGUGAUAGCAACCUUUCUACUGUAGGGAUAUCGUAACUAAAGUUUUUCUUCUAGCGCUAGCAACCUUCUACCUGUCGGGGUAUCUAAAAAAUAGUUCUAGUGCGGAUAGUCAACCUUUCGAACCUGUAGGGUUAUCUAAAUAAUAGUUUCUAGUGAUAGUCAACCUUCUACCUGUAGGGGUAUCUAAAUAAUAGUUUCUAGUGAUAGUCAACCUUCUACCUGUAGGGUUAUCUAAAUAAUAGUUUCUAGGAUAGUCCACCUAUACCUGUAGGGAUUAUUAACGAAUAGUUUUCGAGCGAUAGUAACCUUCUACUGUGGGGAUCUAAAUAAUACGUUUUAGUGAUAGUCCACCUUCUUUACUGUAGGUUAUCUAAAUAAUCGUGUCUAGUGAUAGUCAACCUUCUACCUGUAAUGUAGAGUGUAUCUAAAUAAUAGGUUUCUAGCGAUAGUCAACCUCGACCUGUAGGGAUAUCAAAAUAAAGUUUCUAGGGAUAGUCAACCUCUACCUGUAGGGUUACUAAAUAAUAGUUCUAGUGAUAGUCAAACCUUCUACUGUAGGGAUAUCUAAAUAAUAGUUUCUAGUGAUAGUCAAACCUUUCUACUGUAGGGAUAUCUAAAUAAUAGUUUCUAGCGAUAGUCAACCUUCUACCUGUAGGGAUAUCUAAAUAAUAGUUUCUAGUGAUAGUCAACCUUCUACCUGUAGGAGUUGACUAUCUUGUCUAAACACAAUACUUGGAGAAGGGAAAAAAGGCCCGUUGGGCGCAUGAGGUUAAAGACGUGUCCUCAGAAAUGUUACUUUUUUAUAACACAAUGCAUUUGCUGCCGAAUGAAAUUGGGUGGCCCAACGCAUGAGUGAAAGAAACACGUUGCUUUCUGACAUAACACAGUGGGUUAAAGUGGGUUACUAAGAGGGUCAAAUAACCAUGGGACUGUCUGUUAUUAUGUGUUAGCAAGACAGAUCCCACCUCUCGCCACCGGCCAUGUGAGAUGACCCUGCUACGGAUGUCAUUGGCCACUUUCCCUGUCUGUAAAACAAUCAACACUGUCUGUGUAUGCCUAACCUUCGUGUGUGUUUCUCUUUGGGGUGUGUCUGCGUGGUGUGUCUGUGUGUGUCUGCGGGGUGUGUGUCUGCGGGGUGUGUGUGUGUGUGUGUCUGCGGGGUGUGUGUGUGUGUGUCUGCGGGGUGUGUGUGUGUGUGUGUAGAUGACAACAGGCUGGAGGAGCUGAAGACUCUGCUACCUGGACCUGAAGCUUCUUCUCAGUUUAAACUCACUGCCAUCGACUUUGAGAAGGUAUAGAACUCUCCUUCUACUCCUCUCUCUCUCUCUCUACUCCCCUCUCUCUCCCUUUACUCCCAUCUCCCCCCUCUCUCUCUCUCUACUCCCAUCUCACUUUACUCUACUUCUGUGUUCUCGACAUCGUUCUCCUACAACACCUUUCAAGUCCUGUCGUCCUUACCACCUCUGUUUGUCUAACAUUUGUGUGUUUGAUUGUUAACUGUGUGUAUGUCUCUCUGUGGUAACUGUGUUCCAGGAUGAUGACUCUAAUUUCCACAUGGACUUCAUCGUGGCUGCCUCCAACCUGCGAGCAGAGAACUACGACAUUCCCCCUGCCGACAGACACAAGGUGUAUACACACUCCCACAUUGACAUCCCCCUACACACAGCCAUUGAUGUCACAUUUCAACUAUCAGACUUUUGACUAAAGAUGCCUGGAGCAAAAAACUAAAACAAAAGUAUUGUGUACAAAUGUCUCUUGCUCCUCUCCAGAGAGAUCAUUCCUGCCGUGGCAACCACCACAGCCGCCAUUUACUAAUCGCUCUCUCUCCUCCCUCUCCCGCCUCUCUCCUCCCGCCUCUCUCCUCCCGCCUCUCUCCUCCCGCCUCUCACCCGCCUCUCUCUCCUCCCCCUCUCUCUCCUCGCUCUCUCGCCUCCCUCUCCCGCCUCUCUCCUCCCGCCUCUCUCCUCCCUCUCUCUCCUCCCUCUCUCGCCCGCCUCUCUCUCCUCCCUCUCUCUCCUCCCUCUCUCCCUCCCUCUCCUCCUCCCCUGUGUCUCCAGAGUAAGCUGAUAGCUGGUAAGAUCAUUCUGCGAUAGCGACCACCACGGCGGCGGUCCGUGGGUCUGGUGUGUCUGGAGCUCAAUCAAGAUCGUUCAGGGGACACAAGAAGUUGGAGUCGUUUAAGAACGGCUUCUGA